UCCAUGCAACGUUGGAAUUAACCGUAGUUUGGUGUAGUCUGCGCAUCUCGGGAGGCGUUCGCUUCCUCCGGAGAAAAGUCCCAUGAUCCCACAGUUUGUAGUUUAUGGACGACCUGACGUUCGCCGGCGGGCUCAAGAUGAGAAGUAUUUAAUUCACGAGCUUCUGUGCUGGCGAUGCCAGGAUGACAUCCAGCAUGCUGCCACAGCUGGUGCCCUUAGCCUCCAACCCAGAGCUUGACAUGGACUCAUCUGUGCCUUUACUCGGCCUGUCUGCUGGCCUGGGGGAUGCUGGCGUUGAGCUGCACAAGCUUCUUACUGAUGAGAGGAUGAAGAGCGAAACUCAUCGGACCAACUAUGAGACCCUCAAGGCAGAACAUACCAGUUUACAGAAUGAGUUCACUCUGGCGCAGAAUGAGUUGAAGCGUCUGCUGAAGGACAAACAGGCACAGCACGAGAGCAUGCAGCUUCUGAUAGCUGAGCUGCGAACUGAGCAGCUGGAUAGAAACAGGGAGCUGUCGGAGCUUCGGUUACAGGUGAUGACGCCUCAGCGACUGGAGAUGCUCCGAGCUCAAGUGCAGCUUGACAUGGAAGCUCCAGUGAGAGAGCGCUUCGCUAAGUUGGAGGAGGAGAACGAGAAGUACAGGACCAAUUACAACAAGGUCCGCUACGAGCUGAUUUUCCUCAAGACGGAGUUUGACCAUCAGCGGGACGAACAUGAGCAUGUGCUGGAAGAGCAAAAACUUCGCUAUGAGGCCGAGAUCUCUCAUCUGGAGAAGAACCUGGAGGAUCUGCAUGCCCAGUACCACGGCACUGAUUUAGUCACCGAGGGCAAGAGAGUGGAGGCUCUUUUGAGGGAGAAAUCUCAGCUGCAUCUGAGGCUGAAGGCUCUGGAGGCAGAGACGGCCGAACUCAGGGCACAGAGAGAAAACUACGGCCAGCAGAAUGAGAAUGUCCAGAGAAUCCAAAUCAGACAGAUAUCAGAGUCUCAAGCCACGAUCAAGUCCUUAGAGGCUGAGCGGCAGUCGUUGCGCCUGCGGCUGGAGAGGAUGGACAGAGAGCUUAACACCACUCGUGAGGAGAACGACAAACUGACCACACGGUUGCACAAAGCUGAACGAGAGGUCAACGCUCUCACCAGCCAGAUUGACAGCCUGAAGCAUUCCAGCAAAUUGGAGUUGGCCAAUGUCAAACUGGAGUGUGCCCGCUCCCGAGGGGAGAUGGAGAGGGAGAGAGAUGCGCUGCAGGGUCAGAUAGAAGGUCUGCAGGCAGAUGUGCAUCUGUUGAAAUCAUCAGCGGAACGUCAUAAAGAGAUUCUGAAGGAGUGUGAGCGCACGUCGGUGAGGAAAGUGCAGGCAGCGCGUGAGGAGGAGAUCCGAAAGGCCGCAGUGUUGCAUGAGGAGAAAAUAGAGCUGGAAGGCCGUCUUGUUGCGCUAGAACGACAGAGGGCGCUACAGGACGCUGAAGACCUUUCUCAGAAGGAGGAUUGGGAAGAGCGACUUAAAAACGCGCAGCAAGGGGAGGAGUUGGUGCGUCGGGAAGUGCAAAGCCUCAGGAUAAAGCUACAGCAGCAGAGCGCACAGCUGCAGGAGUCGGAACAGCUGAAAGCAGAUAUUUUGGACCUGCAGCAGCAAAACCAGGACUUCCAUGUUCAGUUGGCAACUCUGUCACACUUGAAAACAGAGCUGACAGAGGAAAACCAGCAGCUGAAGGAAUCUCUCAACAGAGUGAUGGAGGAGCUCAAGACCACCAGAGCUCAGACUGAAAAGAGCCAACACCAUGCAGAAAGGCUGGUUGAGGAGCGACAGAUUGAGUGGCUGGAGGAAAAGCACAAGCUGAAGGAGAGGGAAGCAAAGUUGCUACAAAAAUAUGAGGAAGCCAAGGAGAGAAUGAAGAGGGCGUCAGUGGCACAGAAGAAGAGAAGGACGUAUACUGAGAACUGCGAAAAGAAACUGCAGGACAAAAUCGAGCUGCUGCAAGCAAAGUGUGAGGAGCUGCAGCUGGAAGUGGAAGUAGCUAAGAAACGUCCACUUCACUCAGAGGAGGAGACACAACUCCGGCGAAAGCUGAAGGAGCUGCAGCGGCGACACGAUGAGUUCUAUCGCCUCCUGAUGUCCGGCCCGAAUUUUCAAACCUCCACAGCUGCAUUGCUCCUUGACCCCGAGGGACAGUUGACCAACAGACAAGAGGAGCAGCAGCACCUGAUGGAACUGGCUCAGCUACGACGCUCUCUGGAGGAGCUGGAGAACGUCCAGGAGCAGCAGCUGGAACAUCUGGGAUCUCUGGUGCAGAAGAAAGCUCAACCAUCCUCCUGACAUCCGCUUACCUCUUUCCUGCGAAACACUGAACUGUUGAACAGUUGCUCUGUUUUUUACAUGGACUCCUCAGGGUUUUUUUAAAAACAAUGUAUAUGUGUAUCAUAUUUUUAAUAAAUGAGCUGAUA
Molecule: messenger RNA, 2440 nt
Organism: Synchiropus splendidus (mandarinfish)
Lineage: Eukaryota; Metazoa; Chordata; Actinopteri; Syngnathiformes; Callionymidae
Gene: cep83
Product: centrosomal protein 83
Exons: 16
Coding region: 183-2312 (709 amino acids)
Cellular component (GO): centrosome
Source: RefSeq, a predicted model, not a curated record